Messenger RNA from Pseudo-nitzschia multistriata, 2656 nucleotides. Lineage: Eukaryota; Bacillariophyta; Bacillariophyceae; Bacillariales; Bacillariaceae. The record is from the annotation of a GenBank genome assembly.
CAUUAUCUUGGUUGAAGUAUUUCAUAAUGCUUGAUGUUGAGAGAUGCAAUCACAGAAAAUGCCCACAAAUAGUUGUCUAUCAAAUGAAGAGCCCCUUUUGGCUCUUUGUUGAGAAAACAAGCAUGUCGCAUUUUGAAUAUUUCAAGUUACUUAGCGGUUACUCCUGGCUUCUUUGUAGAUACCGGGAUUUUAAGAAGCAUGUACACGAUCACUAGCCCGCACAUUGCGUCUACGCCAUGCAGCAAGAAUGCGCGGCGAAAUGUAUGUGACUAAUCCAUUUCUUCGACGGUAGGACCAUCGUCGACACCAUCGAGAUCUUCGCCCAAGAAAUCAUCAUCGGCUCCCCCAGCAGCGCCAGCACUACUCUCGUAUGCUCUCUUCAGAAUCGGGUUGGCAAUGCUCUCGACUUCUUUUUGUUUUGAGUCGCACUCUUCUUUCUCCGCAGCGGGAUGAUCUUCUAACCAAUCCAAGCCAUCGUUAAUGGCAGUAUUUAAUUGAUCCUUUUCAUCUUCGGACAAUUUGCCCUCCAAAGAGUCGUUUACCGAGUUUUUCAAGUUGUACAAAUAAGCCUCUAACUCGUUCCUCGCUUGGAUCUUUGCCUUUUCCUUCGCGUCUUCUUCGGCAAAUUCCUCUGCCUCUUGAACCAUUCUCUCAAUUUCCUCAUCGGAGAGUCUUCCUUUUUCGCUCGUAAUUGUAAGCGUUUCCUGCUUUCCUGUACCCUUGUCGUGUGCACCAAUGCUCAAAAUACCAUUGGCAUCGACAUCAAAGCUGACCUCGACUUGCGGAACACCACGAGGGGCCGGAGGAAUACCGGAGAGUUCGAAUUGUCCAAGAAGACGGUUUGAUUUUGUCAUCCCGCGCUCUCCUUCGAAAACUUGGAUAUUGACACCCGGUUGGUUAUCUGCAUAAGUAGAAAAUAUUUGUGACUUCUUCACAGGGAUUGUAGUCCCACGCUUGAUCAAAGUCGUCAUGACUCCACCCGCAGUUUCGAUUCCCAAGGACAAAGGAGCAACAUCCAAUAGAAGUACAUCCUUUGUCGCUUCGGCCGCAUCACCACUCAAGAUUCCACCUUGAACUGCCGCACCGUAGGCCUAAAAAGAAUGAAGAAAAAGAAAAUUGGUAAGCAUCAACUACUACCAUUGCCGUCGGUAGGACAAGGAAAAGGAAGCGCCUCCGAAAUAUUAUGACUGGUAGCAUCAAGAGAGAAAAGAAGGUGGACCCGGUAACUACUCCGGCCUCCUAGUCUCUCGUCAGUAGCCAAGCGUCAUUUGGUAUCGUCACUGGCAAUAUCGUUAUAAUCAAAAUACAAGCACGAGGUAAAAAUGCUUCUUUUACGUACCACCGCUUCAUCGGGAUUGAUAGACUUGUUGAGUUUCUUUCCUCCAAAAAAUUCUGACAACAGGGUUUGAACCUUGGGGAUACGAGUGGAACCACCCACUAAAAUGAUUUGAUCGACUUGGUUUUUGCUCAGUCCGCUGUCUUUCAAUACUUGGGUGACUGGUGUCAGUGUCUUCUUGAACAAAUCGAGGUUCAGUUCCUCGAACUUUGCACGAGAGAGCGUUAGGCUAAAGUCUUCCCCGUUCGACAAGGCCUCACAAUCGAUCAUAGUGCUGGUUUGCGUCGACAGUGUUCGUUUAGCGUUUUCGCAUUGCUUUCGAAGCCGUUGCACGGCACGUUUGUCGUUGGAGAUAUCGAUCCCCGACUUGCGUUUGAAUUGACUGAUGCAAUACUCCAUCAGUCGAUAAUCAAAAUCUUCUCCUCCCAAAUGGGUGUUACCACUCGUGGCAAGGACCUCAAAAACGCCGUUGUCAAUGGACAAAAGUGUCACGUCGAAGGUUCCACCACCCAAAUCAAAGACCAAAAUGUUUUCUUCGUGGUCUUGCUUGUCGAGUCCGUACGCAAUGGCAGCGGCUGUGGGUUCGUUGAUAACACGCUCAAUUUUCAUGCCUGCGAUGGUCCCGGCAUCUUUCGUUGCCUGCCGUUGGGCGUCGUUAAAGUAUGCGGGGACGGUCACUACGGCAUGCUUGACUUCCGUUCCGAGAUAGGCUUCGGCGGUUUCUUUCAUUUUUCGUAGAAUCAUUCCGCUGAUUUCUUCAGGAGUGAAAUCUGACUUUGGGAAUUUAGAACCGAUUUCCUUUGGCAAGCGGACAAUUGGUUUGGCGUUUUUGUCCUUUGCAACCUCGAAAGGAAAAAGCUUCUUGUCUUUUUGCACGGUCGCAUCGUCGUAAUUCCGUCCGAUUAGUCGUUUGACAUCAAAAAAAGUCCCAGUGGGGUUUUGAGAAGCUUGGUUUUUGGCCGCAUCUCCUACCAAGCGGCCCCCACUGGACGAACCAUCCUUGGGGAAGGCAACGUAAGACGGGGUGAUGCGGUUUCCCUGUUCGUUUGCACAAAUAUCUACGCGGUCGUUUCUCCAGACACCGACGCACGAGUAUGUUGUUCCCAAAUCGAUCCCGAUGCAAGGGCCUGAAAUUGAACCAUCACCUCCACCCCUGAGUUUGAUAGCAUCGCAUAACUGAGACUGAACAGCAUCUUGCGUCUCAACAGUCUUGUCACCGAUUUGCUGCUUCGUAGAUGUUGCGCCUAACGCCUUUCCGAAAUGCCGAACGCCAAACAAGGAAGACGACUCAGCGUUAGCCAAUAAGGACGCGAACACAAA